Symbiodinium sp. CCMP2456 is the source of this 3027-nucleotide messenger RNA. The record is from the annotation of a GenBank genome assembly. NCBI's taxonomy places the organism in Eukaryota, Dinophyceae, Suessiales, Symbiodiniaceae.
AUGUUUUUCAGCUACGCUCGUGGACGUGGUAUCUUUACUGGCAGCUUGGAGGAAGUGGUGGCUGAAAUCCCCAAGUACGACGGAUAUCACUUCCGAGAGGACCGCACACACAGGUCAGCCCUAACGAACGUCCUCGUGAAUCGGGUGCGUCUAUGUCAGGUGGAAUCCACGUUUGCCCAGCUCUCAGAUGCGGACUUCCUGCGCUUGAUGACGGAGUAUCCGUUUGAAGCGGAACGGAAAUUCCUGAUGCGUCACGUCUUCAAUCGGACGCUACAAAGCCAGCAGAUGUCCCGCCGCCUUCAAAGGCAGGCCGAGCUGAAGGAGGCGCGUGAUCAAUGCCCGGACCCUUGGGAGCAAACUUGGGUACCGGAACCAGAGAUCCCGGUGACUGGCAUGAAGGAGGUCGAAGUGCCCGCGGAGCUUCGGGAGUGGCACUACGGUGUUCAGCGGGACAUCGAUGCAAAGCAAUCCAGCUAUGCAGAAGGCCGUUCCCGCCCAGCACCAGCUGUGGCCGCAUCCUCUUCAUCCUUGAACCCCCCUAUGGUGACUGCAUCUUUCGAUGAGGUGAUCGAUGCCAUUCCGUACCGGACCGAGGCCAGCCGCACAUUCUCUGCAGCGAAGGCCGCACGCAAGUCCGAAGCCACUACGGAGGCACCCAGCUCCUCUACAGCCCCGCCCAGCGGUGGCCGAAAUUUGCAGAUUAACCCAAGGGACUUGAUCGGGUACAAGGUUGGGGAUGACGACGACCUCAACGACAUGCUCGGUGCCGACGACAACCACUACUGCAGACUCACCGGCGACGACCCUGAGCACGAUGACAUGAGAGUCAUCAAGAAGGCCGACAUCCCCAUGGACUACUUGCAGAAGCCCCCUCGCUGGGUGGACAAAGUGUCCAAAUGGAUGAGCGGAGCAGUGAGGGGUUCGGUCGUGGAGUCGAGGAGCAGGGUCGGCAAGUGGAUCCGGGUAGAGGAACUACUGUUUCUGUUAAAACGGCGGCACAACGUCGAGAUCGGUCACCGGAUGUUGCAAUCAGUGGUCGCUCAUGACAAUAAGGGCCGGUUCCUCCUCGCCGGGCAUGCCAAGGACCCGCGCAACGACUACAUUGACUGCGGGGUCUGGCCCUUAUGGAUUUCUGCCAGCCAUGGGCGCAGCGCGCGCAUCCAGGACGAGGUCGAUGAUUCCAGCAUCGCCACCAGGUGGCUCGACCCACGGAGGCGUGCCAUUGACCGAGUCCCAGCUGCCUACAAACGCAAGCCGUUCUUGUGCCGUGGCGACGAGGGCUUUCCGACUCGGCUCUACCAUCGGACCACUCAUGAUGCAGCCUUCCAGAUCCUCGAGGAUGGUCUCAUCCCAGAUUCCGCCACGUUAUCCGAACUGGGGAACAGGGCAGGAGUGCGUGCCAAUCUGCAUGUCGAGCUUGUGUUUGACACGGUGGAGGUGCUGAAGCACGCCUAUCUCUUCGAGACGGAGUCGGAGGGGAUCCUAUGUCGCGAAAGAGUCCCGGGUGAGUGCGUUUUGUACGUGAGGGACUCAGACAGCAACGUGACCCUAUGGACUCGACCAUCGCCGGGGGACGAGGACAUCGAGGUCAUUGUUGAGAUCGCGGGGAUGACGACUAUCGAAGACGAUGAUGAGCCCGCGGACCUUUUCUCAGGAAGCUGCCAGGUCAUCCAAGAGCCCGAGGCUGAGGCUACAACGAUGGAUGAGGAAGUUCCAGCCCCACCUAGUGGAGGCCAUGGAGACGAUGAAGCACCACCAGUUUCUGGCACCUCGGACACCGCGAUGCGCGCAAUCCUCCACGCAACAGCUGCCGAUGUUCUCCCUGAGGAGACGGCCUUGUUGGAAGAGGAUGAUGGUGCUGGCGUUGGAACGGUUGAACCUCCACAGCCUUCGGAGGAAUUACCAACCGCUGACAUCACCGAGGCGGACACCACCAUGGCAAUGAUCGACGUUGAGCCGGAGGAGACGGCAGCAGCAGAGGCACCGGUGGCACCAAAGGAAGAGCAUGUUACCAGACCUGCCAACAAGAUACCAACGGAACCCCCGCAUCGCAUUCUGUCUCCUCCAGCCCCCUCAUCGGGUGGCCGUCGACGUGCCUGCCCCCAUUGUGGCACAUCCCACUUGGUGGGACAGAUGGUGUGUCUGCGAUGCAAAGCUCAGCUAGCCAAGGCCACAGCGCAGAGCCAACGCAAGCGCAUCAAGACCGACAGAUGGUUUCAAGAGCAAGCCGCAGCCAUUGCCACAGGCAAGGCACGCUCUCGUCUGACCGUCGAGGAAGUCCUCGCCAACAUCCGCAGGGAAGUGGGAGGACGUGGCGCCCAAAGUUUGGACUCGGUUGCCAUCGAAAAGGCGAAGCAGAUGCUAAAGCUCGCAAACAAGCAGGGGUGUGCCAGGAUUGUCGAACGAUUCGAUACCGACGCUGAGUAUACCCUCACAUCCCUCAGCAACGGCUACGACCGUGAUUUCCUGAAGACGCAAGAUGUGCUUGUUCACGGCAUUCUGCCGAACCUUGGUCGCAAUCAGGCACAGCGGACGCUUGGCACCGGUGUCCACGGCUCUGGAAGCUGGGACAGACCGGAAUCCCCGGAAAGCGUCGCAAGGUUGCUCUACCUGCACGAUUGCAAUCCAGCCGCUCUUAGAGCAGGCCUGCUGGGGACUGAACAGGACGACCCGCUCGCGAUCAUGUGGUUGGGGGUCGCCUACAGCAUUUCGGGGUUCAUCCAAGUGUUCCUGCAGCACCGCAUCGUUGACAGGCUGCAGUGCUUCACGGAGACUCUCUACCUCGAUCCCAGCUUGGAUUACACGGCUGCAGAAUGGGACCAAUGGCUGAGGCAGAGACUGAACACGCAGCUCCAACCAGCCAUUCGUGCCCAUGAAGAGCGACUUGCUGAUGCUGAACGUUCCCGGGCAGCCCAACGUGCCGCUGAUGAACGCCAUGCGACAAAGGGUGAUGGCAAAGGAGGAAAGAAAGGCUCGUCAAAGGGGCCUCACCCCUACUCCCGUGGCGGCUAUGGCUACCGUCGCUGA